This is a messenger RNA of Protopterus annectens (West African lungfish), 3465 nucleotides long. It is a transcript of the gene SPPL2B, whose product is annotated as signal peptide peptidase like 2B. Bases 227 to 1927 code for a protein of 566 amino acids. The record is from RefSeq and is a predicted model, not a curated record. Gene Ontology annotation, molecular function: aspartic endopeptidase activity, intramembrane cleaving. Gene Ontology annotation, cellular component: Golgi-associated vesicle membrane; lysosomal membrane; lumenal side of endoplasmic reticulum membrane. The transcript is spliced from 14 exons. Lineage: Eukaryota; Metazoa; Chordata; Ceratodontiformes; Protopteridae. Gene Ontology annotation, biological process: membrane protein proteolysis.
UAUAAACGUCCAUCGCCGGCAAAACGCGGAAUUGAUAGGACCGCGGACCAGUUGGAUUUUGCAUGUUACACCUCUUGGCUGGGAUGUUGUGGGACGCGCUGUUGGGAUUCGUGGUUGAAAGUGGGUGGGUUUCUGAGUCAGAUGUGGAAGGUUGUUCUAUAGCAGCAUCUAAUGUUAGGAGAAGGUUUUGUAUGAGAGUAAGAUACGGUACGGUAGAGGGUUUAACAUGGACGUUUUAGUAGGGUUGUUGUUUGGGAUCCUUAUUCAGCAGGUACUUUGUCAAUAUGGAAUGGUCCAUGUUGUCUCAGAGAAGGGGCAUAGUAAUCCAAAGGAUUAUUGUAUUCUGUUCAACUCCCAGUGGGCUCAUCUUCCUUAUGACCUCAGCAAAGCAGCCUUACUACCACUGGAAGACCAGACACCCUCUGUCUUGUGUUCAGCAUCUGAUGUUCCACGAGGAGGCUUCAUCAACAAAAUUCCAAUGAUAAUGCGGGGGAACUGUACAUUUUACGAGAAAGUGAGACUUGCACAGCUCAAUGGUGCCAAAGGGUUAAUUAUAGUCAGUAGGGAGAGACUGGUGAGUAAUAAAUUGAAAGAACAUGAAAAUGAGCUGAUUGAACGUAAAACUACUAAACUUAAGAGAGAUUUGAGAGAUUAUGAAACUGGCAAGUCAUUUUUGUGGUACAAAAACAGCGACAAUUUUAAUGUCAGAGCUUUUGAGGUAGCCGUUACAUGGGACUAUUUCAUUGCCUUGCUUUUGCUGGUUAAUUCUCCAGUGUUAGUUUCAUUGUCAUUUAGUGGUCAUGGACAAGUAUUUGGAAAAUCUGUGAAAGUAGCAUUGUAUGCCCCCAACGAACCUGUCCUGGACUACAACAUGGUAAUAAUCUUCUUAAUGGCUGUGGGAACUGUGGCAUUUGGUGGUUACUGGGCAGGAAGCAGAGAUGUAAAAAGGCGGUACAUGAAACACAAACGAGAUGACAGUGCGGAGAAACAUGAAGAUGAAACCCUUGAUGUUACGCCCAUCAUGAUCUGCAUGUUUGUGCUAAUGUGCUGCUCCAUGCUAGUGCUACUUUAUUACCUCUACGAUCACUUAGUGUAUGUUAUAAUAGCAAUCUUCUGUUUAGCCGCAUCCAUCGGCUUGUACAGCUGUCUUUACCCUUUUGUAAGAAGACUACCGUUUGGUAGUUGCAGAAUACCAGACAAUAACCUGCCCUACUUUCAUAAGCGUCCGCAAGUUCGGAUGUUGGUCUUGGCUGCUUUUUGCAUCUCUGUCAGUGUGAUCUGGGGAGUCUUUCGGAAUGAAGACCAGUGGGCUUGGGUCCUGCAGGAUACUUUAGGAAUUGCCUUCUGCCUUUAUAUGCUAAAGACAAUCCGGUUGCCUACAUUUAAGGUACUUCCUAUGGUACUGAAAGUACCAAGGCUGAAUGCUUCUCCUUUGGCACUGUGUGACAGACCUUUUUCAUUGCUGGGCUUUGGAGAUGUCCUUGUGCCAGGUCUGCUGGUGGUAUACUGUCACAGAUUCGAUAUCCAAGUCCAGUCUUCUAGAAUUUAUUUUGUAGCCUGUACUGUAGCAUAUGGUAUUGGACUUUUGGUGACUUUCGUUGCUCUGGCAGUGAUGCAGGUUGGCCAGCCAGCUCUACUCUACCUAGUUCCUUGUACCCUCCUCACAAGCCUUGGAGUUGCUUUGUGGCGACGGGAGCUCUCCAUGUUCUGGAACGGCAGCGGCUUUGUGAAAGAAGUACCGUGCCCUUCCUUGGUAAUGGCUCCUGUUGACUGCAAUCAGGGUCCUGAAGAGUCCUUGCCAUCUUCUCAACAGGAAGGAGACGCAGAGCUGAUAAAUCCAACAGUACACUCAGCUGAGCAUUCCAACCCAAAUGUGGACACACUGAAAGAAGACAGCCCAAAGGAUGACCAGGGCCAGUCAGACUAGAACAUGAUAAACUGGCCUUAUCUGUUUAAGUACACUCAAGUAAACAAAUACGUAUUAUCAGAGGAUUAGAUUGUAGCAUCAACAUUUAAUGAGAACUGCUUGUGUCGGCCAUGCCAAGAUCAAAUGCUCCCCAUACUUUAUUAUUGAGUGCGAUAUUUGGGGAGAAGUACACAGAAUGACAGAACUCAUAAUGCUGAGAUAUCAUUAUUGCUAUUGAGGACCUGGAAACAUUUGUUGUUUAGUAAUAGCUUUAGGGAAUGCCUUUACAUCUGGAAUGUCAUUUUAUUGUCGGAUACCAAAGUACAGCCAGAAUCUGACUUAAUUGGAAUGGUUAAUUGUUUGACUGGAUUAGAGUAACACAAAUUUUAACCAGCAUAAUUUCAACUUGAAUCUUGAAUCUUUUGAAAUGUAUCAUUUUCUGUAUGUAUGAAUGUUAAAAUUCACUUUUUGAGUGAAAAAGCUGCACUGUGUAUAUGGCCCAGUAAGUCUGAAACUCUGGUAUCCAUGUAGCAGUUCUCAUUGGGCUCCAUCCUGCCUUUAUAGUGUGGCAGAAAAUAAAGUCUUAAUCCAGUGAGUGUGAUAUUCAGCUGCAGCUGCCACAUGACUGUAGGUCUUUAGUGUUUUAAAAGAAGUAACUGCAGAGCAGACGGUACUUAAAAGGUAGAUGCAUUAGAAUACAGCUUGGCAGUAUUAAAUCCAUCUGGAUUGAAUUCUUAAUUUUUUUUUUUAUACAGACAUCUCACGUGCAGGGACCUCUGAGGAAUAUUCCAUUUCGAGUUCAGGUAGUAUUGCUGUAAAUCACCAACAGCAACAGUGUUUGGGGAGGUGGUGUGAUAUGGUGGUUGACUUUUUCAGACAUUAUAAAUUCUAGGUUCAUAGAUGUGCCUGAUUGUCUCCCCUCAAAAACUCUUUCUACCUCGCAUGGUAUGGCUGGGAUUGCAAAACACAGACUUCAUAAAAAAUGAAAAUGCUGAUUUCUGAAGAUUUUGUUAUAGCAGUAUUAUGUUCCACACAUUGUGUCUUACUGCAUAUAGCUGAAGAGAGGUAUAUGUAGACAGAAUUGUAGAGUCAACUGGCCCAAAACAAGAGAAGGAAGGACUUGCACUUUUUUUUUAUUAAAACUGCUGUCAAACUCUUUACAAAAUAAUUUCUGCCAGUCAGUUGGAGGAGAUGUCUGGAAUAUAACAUAUCCAGCUGUUUAGUCUUAAAAUUUAGUAUGAUUGAAGAGAAGAAUUUUUUAAGAACUCUCACUUCAUCUAGUUCCCCCAGGCCAGCCAUACCCCUUUGCACAAACAUUUUUGCUAUUUCUGACCAAAGAGUGUGUAGCAGACCAGACUGUUGAUUUAAACAUGACUCAAUGUGCAGUACGGUUUUUAUGUUUGUUAUAAACUGAACUAUAUGAAUUCUGUUUGUUCUCUGACACCUUGCAGUCAUUUCUGCACUGUGCUGGCAUCAUCUACAGUUGGUAACGCUAAGAAAUUCUACCAACCCAAGCCAUGAAGUUAUUACUUGUUAAAAUAAAGUUUCCUUUGAGCAAG